ACUGUACUUUUCGUGAAUUUCCUCCUCCGGCGCAAGCCCGACCCUGUGAAUAAGCAGCCACAUACCCCGCUUUAGAAUAGUUCAAAAUCAUAACUAACUCUCCAGACUCCACUUUCUACUAUUCGAUUAAGCAAAAAACCUUCACAUUUUCCCCACAUUUCUCCUUCUCACACACAUUUCCACUGAGAUUAAUUAGUUAAGCAGACAAGAGUAAAAUUAUGGCAGCAACAGCAAAAGCAGGAGCAGUAGGGCCUGGACGAUCAACUUCAGCGUACAGCGAAGUCCAACACAACCGUCUCAUUGUAUCGCUUCCUCUACCUUCUGUCCUCAAAUCUCCCUUCUCCGUUGUUGAUGGCCCUCCUAGUUCUGCCGCUGGAAAUCCAGGUGAAAUUGCAAAGCUUUUCCCAAAUCUGUUUGGGCAGCCUUCCGUGUCAUUACGGCCAGGUACAUCUGGGGCUGCAUUGAAUCAUAAUCUUAAAAUUGGGGUUGUGUUGUCUGGAGGACAGGCCCCUGGUGGGCACAAUGUCAUAUCUGGAAUUUUUGACUAUUUGCAGGAGAAAACGAAAGGCAGCACUCUCUAUGGAUUCAGGGGAGGUCCAGCAGGGAUAAUGAACUGUAAAUAUGUAGAGUUGACGGCGGAUUUUGUUUAUCCUUACAGAAAUCAAGGUGGCUUUGAUAUUAUCUGUAGUGGUAGAGACAAGAUAGAAACCGAUGAACAGUUUAAUCAAGCUGCAGAAACAGCUAAGAAACUUGACUUAGAUGGGAUUGUUGUGAUUGGUGGAGAUGAUUCAAACACAAAUGCUUGUCUUCUAGCCGAGAACUUCAGGGGUAAAGGUUUGAAAACACGGGUUAUUGGAUGCCCAAAGACAAUUGAUGGUGAUUUGAAAUGCAAAGAAGUUCCUACUAGUUUCGGAUUUGAUACUGCUUGCAAGAUAUACGCAGAAAUGAUUGGAAAUGUCAUGAUAGAUGCUCGUUCAACAGGAAAAUACUAUCACUUUGUAAGGCUUAUGGGUCGUGCUGCAUCACACAUCACAUUGGAGUGUGCUCUACAGACCCAUCCGAACAUUACCAUCAUUGGCGAAGAGGUUGCAGCCCAGAAGCAAACACUUAAAAGUGUUACAGAUUACAUUGUAGGAGUAAUUUGCAAACGAGCAACACUUGGUUAUAAUUAUGGGGUUAUACUAAUACCCGAAGGCUUGAUUGACUUCAUUCCAGAGGUGCAACAGUUGAUUGCAGAGCUCAAUGAAAUCCUGGCUCAUGAUGUUAUCGAUGAAGCUGGCAGUUGGAAAAAGAAACUUCGAAGCCAGUCUCAUGAGCUUUUUGAACUCUUACCACAAGCAAUUCAGGAGCAGUUACUUCUUGAAAGAGAUCCACAUGGAAAUGUCCAGGUUGCCAAAAUAGAAACUGAAAAAAUGCUUAUUCAAAUGGUGGAAGCUGAACUUGUAAAUAAGAGGAAGGAAGGUUCAUAUACCAAACAUUUUGGAGGGCAGUCUCAUUUUUUCGGCUACGAGGGUAGAUGUGGUUUGCCUUCAAAUUUUGACUCCAACUAUUGCUAUGCAUUGGGUUAUGGGGCUGGAGCACUUCUUCAGUCUGGAAAAACAGGCUUGAUUUCCUCUGUGGGAAAUUUGGGAGCUCCAGUUGAAGAGUGGACAGUUGGUGGAACAGCGCUAACAUCUUUGAUGGAUGUUGAAAGGAGACAUGGUAAGUUCAAGCCCGUGAUUAAGAAGGCAAUGGUGGAACUAGAAGGUGCUCCGUUCAAAAAAUUUGCUUCCUUGAGAAAAGAGUGGGCUCUAAAGAAUCAAUACUUCAGCCCUGGUCCACUUCAAUUCGUCGGCCCAACAUCAAAUGACAUCAAUCACACUUUAAUGCUAGAGUUGGGAGCCAAAGCUUAAAUUGAUUCCCGAAUCUGAACUCGAGCUUCUGUUCCUGAGAACUAAAGCUUACUGUCACAACAUGCUGGUUGUUUCUUGGGGAAUUCGUCUCUUAUUUUUGCACGGGCAAAAAAAGUUAUUCACAUCGUUCAGCAUUAUCUUUUGAGAAAAUUGUUUUAGUCCUGCUGUUGAUUUUUGGUCUCUAUAUACUAGCAGCUAACACAUUUCUGAAGCUAAGGUUAAACAGAGAUACUUUCUACUACCAAAAUGUACACAUGUCAUGCCUUUUGUUAACUACUAGUUUAUUGCUAGUUUUCUUGUCAUUUCAAAAAGAAUAACACUAUCACUACCACACGAGUUAGAUAGUCUUCUACUAUUGUUAUUUAUCAAACAUUUGAUAAACAUCUCAACAAAAAAGUGCGACUUGUAUCGCUUUUUCUGUAAUGUUUAUUUAUAUUAUUUUUUAUGUCAUUAAA
Molecule: messenger RNA, 2347 nt
Organism: Capsicum annuum
Lineage: Eukaryota; Viridiplantae; Streptophyta; Magnoliopsida; Solanales; Solanaceae
Product: pyrophosphate--fructose 6-phosphate 1-phosphotransferase subunit beta
Exons: 16
Coding region: 219-1892 (557 amino acids)
Biological process (GO): glycolytic process; fructose 6-phosphate metabolic process; photosynthesis
Cellular component (GO): cytosol
Molecular function (GO): diphosphate-fructose-6-phosphate 1-phosphotransferase activity; ATP binding; 6-phosphofructokinase activity
Source: RefSeq, a predicted model, not a curated record